AUGUGGAACAAAAUUCGUUCAUUGCAGGGACGGAAAUUUCACAAAAAUAUUUAUCUGACCACCAACUCAUCUCUAAACACCGAUUCAACUUCAAUCGCCCACCUCUUAGGUCUACACUUCGAAAAAAACUCCAGUAAUGAAAUGUACAGCCACGACUUCUUACGGGAGAAUGCAAACAAACCACCACCUCAACCCUCGUCAAUAUCACCACAAAACUCGCAUCAGUCCUACUUAAACAACCCAAUAACAAUCGAAGAAAUACUGAAAGCUCUUAAAAAAUGUAUUAAACAGUCCUACUAUUUCACUCCUGAACAAUGUGGAUUUCGGAAAAAUAAAGGUACAUACAACUGUCUAUCAAAAAUACACACAGAAAUUCAAAACACAUACUCCGAAAAUCAAUAUUUAGGUAUGAUUAGUCUAGAUUUGAUGAAAGCCUACGAUACAACAUGGAAACCACACAUUUUAACUAGUCUCUCUAAAGUACUUAGCCAAAAUCAAAUGUUUAAUUUCAUCAUAAAUUUCCUUAAAACAAGAACAUUCCAAGUAAGAAUCAACCAAUCUCUUUCCAAAGUCUUCGAACAAGCUAACGGAAUACCUCAAGGAUCAACUAUUUCAGUUACUCUUUUCUUGAUAGCCAUCAAUAAUAUCACUCAAAACAUAUCUUAUCCUAUCAAAUCUACCCUCUACGCGGAUGACUUUAAUAUUUAUUGCCGGAGCCAGAACUUAGCCACCGUUCAAUGCCGCCUUCAAAAAGCCAUCAACAACCUACAAAAAUGGACUCAAAUAUCUGGCUUCACUUUUUCCCCUGAAAAAUCAAAAUGCAUCGUAUUUACACGUAAACGCUUUCAAAAUCCAAUUAAGAUAAAAUUGGGCGUUCAUCUAUUAAUAAAUUACAAUACAAUCAAGAUACUUGGUAUCACUUUCGACAAAAGAUGCUCAUGGACACACCACAUCGAUUUUUUGAAAACAUCGACCUCUCCACGCCUCAAUAUUAUAAAAAUGUUAUCCCAUACCUCAUGGGGUUCCAAAUCUUAUGUACUGUUGACAAUUUACAAGUCUCUCAUACUAUCUAAACUCAACUACAGAUCAUUUAUUUGGACAACAGCUAGUAAAUCAAUUACAAAAAAACUAGAUACCAUUCACAACGCCGGACUUAGUAUAUCAAUCGGUGCCUAUCGCUCAAGCCCAAUACCCAGUAUCUACAACUUAGCAUGUACACCUCCACUAGACAUAAGAAGACUGAAAAUAACAUUAAAUCACGAAUUAAAAUUAGCAAGCACUCUUCCUUCACUAGACUUCAAUCCAAAAUUCAAAACUUUAUCAAUACUACUUCAGGAGAACAAUCUAGUGAUCUCCGAUUUAUUAACUAUUUCACCUCCCCUAGCUCCCCAAUGGAUAUAUCUCAAUGAAACUAACACCGAACUCUCCAUAUUAAAAAAAAAAGAUACUUCAUCUUCAAUAUAUAAACAAGAAUAUUUCCACUUGAUACAAAACAUAAAAUGCGAAAAAAUGUACACGGAUGCAUCCAAAAACCAAAUCGGGGUCGGAGCUGCAGUUGUCUGGAAUAACAUUAAAUUUAUGUACAAACUCCCUAAAUCCUGCUCAGUCUUCACUUCCGAAUCAUUCGCAAUAAUCAAAGCCCUCGAGUUAAUAACUGAUCAUCAGCUCCAAGACACCAUCAUCUUUACUGACUCCCUCAGCGCCAUCAAUAACAUCAAAAAUACUAAUAACCCAUCAGACAUUGUUGUAAAUGAAGAAAAUAUUUUAUUAUCUGAUCAAGAUCGCCACACUCAUAUACCAUGCAAUGAUUUAGAUAUAAACCGGCAAAUGCUGAGUACAACUUGUAAACGAAAAGCUUCGGAAGAACUUUUUAUACAACCAAAAAAAAUUAUUUUAAAAGAAUUAGCACAGAACUCUCAACUUGCUGAUGGCCUAACAUCAAAUGAUUUUAAUACAAUUAGAAAAGUAAUAUAUAUAAGUAGACGUAAAGUUCUUCCUGUGUUGCCAAGUAAUAUAAUUGAAGCACACAUGGCUUUAAAUACAUCUGAAACUGUAACCUAA
Metopolophium dirhodum (rose-grain aphid) is the source of this 2061-nucleotide messenger RNA. RefSeq lists its product as uncharacterized. The record is from RefSeq and is a predicted model, not a curated record. The coding region runs from base 1 to 2061 and encodes 686 amino acids. NCBI's taxonomy places the organism in Eukaryota, Metazoa, Arthropoda, Insecta, Hemiptera, Aphididae. The transcript has 3 exons. Gene Ontology annotation, molecular function: nucleic acid binding.